Messenger RNA from Sporisorium graminicola, 675 nucleotides. RefSeq lists its product as uncharacterized. NCBI's taxonomy places the organism in Eukaryota, Fungi, Basidiomycota, Ustilaginomycetes, Ustilaginales, Ustilaginaceae. Gene Ontology annotation, cellular component: plasma membrane; fungal-type vacuole. The coding region runs from base 1 to 675 and encodes 224 amino acids. The transcript is spliced from 3 exons. The record is from RefSeq and is a predicted model, not a curated record.
AUGGCUGGUUACCUCUUAUACAUCAUCUUCCUGUCGAUCGGACCCAAUUUCAUAGCAGCAGUCAACUACAUCUCACUGUCUCGCUUUGUUUGGGCUCUCGGUCGGCGCUACUCGCGUGUUCACCCUGCCGUCUACUCUUGGGGUUUCAUUCUCGCCGACAUCAUUUGCACUCUGGUCUUAGGCGCAGGAGCGUCGUGGGCAGCAUUACUAGCGCCUGUACAGAUGGGUGAGAGGCUCAUGAUCGGAGGGCUGGCAGGACAAGCCUUUUGUUCGCUGCUGUUCGCCACUCUAGGCCUUGACUAUUACCUACGUCGACGCCGGAUGAUACGGGUCUCCCCUGAGGAGGACCAGGAUGGUGCCGAAUACCUGUGGUAUCUAGGCCGCGCCAAGAUUUGUGCCUUUGCGUACGUGACUGCGAUCUCCUCUGUGUGUCUGCUAACUCGAGCAUGCUUUCGCAUUGUGGAACUCAGCGGAGGCUUCAACGGCACCUUGGCUAGGAUCGAGCCUCUCUUGUUCGCCCUUGACGGUGUUCCAGUGUUGAUAGCCAGCACUGCGUGCACAUUGGUGACUCCACACCCUGAUUUUUGGCAUGCCAGUCGCAUCGCACAACAGGAAAGACCGAUUCAGGAUCAUUUGCCGCUCAAAGCCACCUACAAUCUGGAUCAGGGUUUGUGA